Messenger RNA from Melozone crissalis (California towhee), 1594 nucleotides. It is a transcript of the gene LRCH4, whose product is annotated as leucine rich repeats and calponin homology domain containing 4. NCBI's taxonomy places the organism in Eukaryota, Metazoa, Chordata, Aves, Passeriformes, Passerellidae. Gene Ontology annotation, molecular function: protein binding. Bases 1 to 1518 code for a protein of 505 amino acids. The record is from RefSeq and is a predicted model, not a curated record. The transcript has 16 exons.
AUGGCGGCGGGGGCGCUGGGGGCUGUCCCGGCUGAGCCGCCGCCGCUGCCGGGCCGCCUGCCCGGAGGAGCCGGCACGGAGCGCGCCCUGGAAGAAGCAGAGGCUUCCGGUACCCUCAGCCUGGCCGGCCGGCGGCUGCGCGCCUUCCCGGCGGCGGCGGCGCGGCGCUGGGACCUCAGCGACACCACUCAGGCCGACCUGUCCCGGAACCGUUUCGGGGAGGUGCCGGAGGCCGCCUGCCGCCUGGUGUCUCUGGAAGGGCUGAGCCUGCACCACAACUGCCUGCGCAGCGUCCCCCCGGCCAUCGCCAACCUGCAGGCCCUGGCUCACCUGGACCUCAGCCGCAACCAGCUCAGCUCGCUGCCCGCCUGCCUGUGCCUGCUGCCGCUCCGCGUCCUCAACGCCAGCAACAACCGCCUGGCCCGGCUACCGCCGAACCUGGGCGCCCUCCGCACGCUGCGGCAGCUGGACGUGGGCUGUAACCGGCUGCGGGUGCUGCCGCCGGGGCUGGGGCAGCUGCGGGCGCUGCGGGACCUCAACGUGCGGCGGAACCAGCUGGCGGCGCUGCCCGAGGAGCUCUCGGAGCUGCCCCUGGUCCGCCUGGAUUUCUCCUGCAACCGGGUGGUGGCGAUUCCGCGCUGCUUCCGCCGCCUGCGGCACCUCCAGACGCUCCUGGCGGACAACAACCCGCUCCAGUUCCCCCCUGCGCAGAUCUGCCUGAAGGGCAAAGUCCACAUCUUCAAGUACCUGGAAGCCGAGGCUGCCGCCCAUCCCGUGCCCGCAUGCCCCCCGGACGAGCCGUGUCCCCUCCGGCAGCGAGGGGGGCUGGACUCCGGCUUCCACAGCGUGGACAGCGGCAGCAAGCGCUGGUCGGGGAACGAGUGCUCGGAUGAGUCCUCGGAGCCGUCCCGGCAGCACAGGGAGAUGCACGGCGGGGCAGUCGGUGACAGUGACCCGGAGCAGCUGGAGGAGGAGCCCUCGCCCGAGGAGCAGCAGAGCCAGACCCCGAGAGGUGACAGCCCUGAGGGCAGCAGGGGGGUCCCCAGUUGCCGGCGGCGCCCCAAGAACCUGGAGGUGUGGAUGGAGAGAGAGAGGGAGAGGAGCCGGGACAGGACCCCCCCCCGGAGACCCCCCCAGGACCCUGAUGGAGCCCCCGGACCCCCAAAACCCAGCGCCUGCCUCAGCCCUUCCUCAUCCUCCUCUUCCUCCUCAUACAGUGCCACCAAGCCAGCCCCCCCGGACCCCGACCAGCUGAUGGCUGAGCUGCGCCAGAGCCUUGAGGCGCUGCUGCAGCUGCGGCUGCCGGAGGAGCUGGGGGGGGACCUGGAGCUGCUGGGGCGCGUGGCGGCGCGGCUGCGGCCCUGGGCGAGCCCCCCCAGCCCCCGCCGGACGCCGCCGCCCUCUGAGGUGAAGCCCCCCCACCCCCGGCGCCCCCCCCCCGGGCUGCUCUUCGCCCUCUUCUACGGCCUCCUCAUGGCGCUGCUCCUGGCCGCGCACCGCGCGCUCUUUGGCUGCUGAGGGACCCCCCAAAAACCUGGGGAAUGCCCCAGAACUUGGGGGAGCCCCCCUGGACCCAGGGGAACCCCCAAACCCC